AUGGACGUGAACCUGACCCAUAACAGUGACUUUCGACUUAGAGGAUUUGACCAUCUCCUGGACUACAGAAUUUGCCUGUUUGUCUUCUUCCUCUUCACGUACGUUCUCACGCUCUCUGGGAACAUGGUAAUUGUUUUGGUGGUGCGGUGUCACGUCCACCUUCACACUCCCAUGUACUUCUUCAUCAUUAACCUCUCCAUACUGGAGAUGUGGUACAUCUCUACCACCGUUCCCAAGCUUCUGGAGUUAUUGGUAACCAACAACAAUUUAAUUUCAUUCCACUGGUGCUUCGCUCAACUCUAUAUGUUUCACGGCCUUGGAAUGACAGAGUGCGCCCUAUUGGCCAUCAUGGCCUUUGACCGACGGGUCGCAAUAUGUAACCCUCUCCGAUACACCACACUCAUGAAUGAAACAACGUGUAAGCAACUUGCGUCUCUUUGCUGGGCUUAUGGCUUCCUGGCCGCAAUUGUACCCAUGAUGACUACUCUAAAACUGCCUUUGUGUGGCCCCCGAGACAUCAAUCAUUACUUUUGUGACCUAGCUCCCCUGGCAAGCCUGUCUUGCGUAGAUACGUCCUUUAAUGACAUCAUCAAUAGCUGCGUCAUUGGCUUUGCCACCAUGUUUAACCUUGCGUUCAUCUUAGUCAUGUAUCUGAACAUCAUAUUUUCCGUCGUUAGGCUGAGGUCCAACAUGGGCAGAAAAAAAGCCUUCUCAACCUGCUCUUCCCACAUCACCGUGGUGGCACUCUUUUACAGCACCGCGUUCACUAUUUACGGCAUACCAAAACACGCGCACGCUGCGGACUACCAAAAAAUUGUGGCUCUUGUUUACGCCAUGUUCACCCCUUUACUCAAUCCAGUCAUUUAUAGUCUAAGGAAUAAAGAGGUUAAGGAAGCACUGGGAAGGAGCAUUAAAAGGGUGAUGGGAAAGAUCGGAAAUGGAAAAUUACUAUAA
This is a messenger RNA of Spea bombifrons (plains spadefoot toad), 954 nucleotides long. Its product is annotated as olfactory receptor 6N1-like. The record is from RefSeq and is a predicted model, not a curated record. The transcript has a single exon. Gene Ontology annotation, cellular component: membrane. Gene Ontology annotation, biological process: G protein-coupled receptor signaling pathway. NCBI's taxonomy places the organism in Eukaryota, Metazoa, Chordata, Amphibia, Anura, Pelobatidae. Gene Ontology annotation, molecular function: G protein-coupled receptor activity; olfactory receptor activity. Bases 1 to 954 code for a protein of 317 amino acids.